Molecule: messenger RNA, 4370 nt
Organism: Cyanistes caeruleus (blue tit)
Lineage: Eukaryota; Metazoa; Chordata; Aves; Passeriformes; Paridae
Gene: HNF1A
Product: HNF1 homeobox A
Biological process (GO): regulation of transcription by RNA polymerase II; liver development; pancreas development
Cellular component (GO): nucleus
Molecular function (GO): RNA polymerase II cis-regulatory region sequence-specific DNA binding; DNA-binding transcription factor activity, RNA polymerase II-specific
Source: RefSeq, a predicted model, not a curated record
AUCUGAAAUAAAAGGCAAGAGUUAACACAGCCCCGCCCGGUGCCUGGAGGGAGGAGAGUCCCUCUGCAGGAACUCUGUCCUGCAGCUGCUGACUCAGGAGCCUGGAGAGCUUGGCCAGCGGUGCCCACAAAGGAAAACAGGGACCAAGGUCCUCUGCAGCACUGUCUUGGGACACUGCCCAGUCUGGGGACAGCCCUAGCAGGCUCCCUUUAGCUCAGGCUUGAUGGGAGUGUACAGACAAGGCAGCUGCCCUUGGCAAGCUUCCAUUGAGACAACAGCUUUACAUCCUCCAAGGAAUCACUCGCAUGAGACACUCGUGCAUCGAGUCCACAGGUGCACAUCAAGUUACUCCCUAAUUCAGCCACUCAAAGUAGAUAGAUUCAUUCAUAUAAUUUCAGAUCAGAAAGGACAGUUUAGUGAUACAGAUCCCUGGAGAGCUGUUUUAAGCGAUUCCAGCCAAGCCAAGGAUCAUGUUUUAGGAAAUCACCCAACAGGUGGGAGCAGAACCUCAGAGCAGGGCUGGUAUCAAGAAGGGAUGGAGGCAGAUGAUAAAGGGACACCACAAGCUUGCCCAGAGCACUCAUCAGAAGCAGCAGGACAGUUGAUGAUAGAGCAGGGAUUUUGAACAUGACCCAGCACCCAAGGCUAUCCUUUACCAAAUACAUCAAUCACAAGCUCACAGAGGCAAGCCCUGCAAUCCCCCAAAUUAUGUGGAAACACUGCUCCUGCUCAUAGCUGAGCAAUAAACAUGGCAAGGUAAAAUGGAGGUACUACUAGAAUUUGCACAUCAAGAUCCCCAGCAAGCCAAAGCCAGAAUUGAAGAAGCUACUCAAGUUUUGAUGCUCUGCCACAGAAACCAGCUGGAGCCCCAGAACACAAGCUGCAAGGCUUGGGAACGUUCACAUAAAGCCAGUGGUCGCCUCGCCCUCUGCUGGGGGUUGCACAAAGGCCACUGCAGCUGCCAGUGUGGCUUUCUGUCAGCCCAAAGCCUUUGGCAGGGCCUGACACUGGCUGUACUUCACCACUGCCAGAGCUCUGAGCAGGUUCUGUGAUAUUCCAACAGCAGCACCUUGUCCUGAACCGUGGGCAGCCAAGCACAGCUCUUCCUUCUGGGUACUCCACCUCCUUCCUUGUCCAAAACUAACAGAGCCAGAAGAAAGCCAUGCUUCUGCAUCCCCAUCUUCCUAGUUUUCUUUCCAUACUCACUUUUCCAUGCCGUGGAUUUUUUAUCCCUUCAUUUUCUUCUCCUUCUCUCUCCUGCUUCCCUGCCUUUCCCCCUCCCCCUGCUUUCUCUCCCUCUGCACUUUGUGAACUGCUGCGGCAGUGCUGAAGUCCAAAGUUCAGUAACUUGCUAAAGCACACAGAUAAAUAUGAACCUUGGAGAAUUUACAUUUGCUCCAAUGUAAACAGAUAGCCAAGGGUCCCUUUAUCAGCACUGGCUCAGGACAGUCGUGGGGGGUCUGAAGUGGCUCAAUUUUGUAUUUUGUUUUUUUGGGGGGGUGUAAAGGCGGGAGGCUGUGCUGUGCCCACUCUCCUGACAGUCGGGCGUGUUACCUCAGGAACAUGGUGUAGGGAAGCUGGAAGCAGGAUAACCUGAAAUUCAAACAAGAGACACCAGGCUGAAGACCAUGGUCUCGAAGCUGACUCAUCUCCAAGUGGAGCUGCUGGAAGCGCUGCUGGAGUCGGGGCUGACCAAGGAGACCUUGAUCAAGGCACUGAGCGAAGCGGAACCCUACGGGCUCCAGAGCGAAAGCCAGCGCGCUAUCAAUGCCCUCCAGACUGAAAAAGGGGAGCCCUGUCCCGACAUCCCCAACCUCCCCAACGGAAUGGGGGAGUCCAGGAUGUCAGAAGAUGAAACCUCAGAUGACGGAGAGGAAUUUACCCCUCCAAUAAUGAAGGAGCUGGAGAACUUGAGCCCUGAGGAGGCUGCUCACCAGAAGGCUGUGGUGGAAAGACUAUUACAAGAGGAUCCCUGGCGAGUAGCAAAGAUGGUGAAGUCUUACCUCCAGCAGCACAACAUCCCUCAGCGCGAGGUGGUGGACACCACAGGUCUGAACCAAUCCCACCUCUCACAACACCUCAACAAGGGCACUCCCAUGAAGACCCAAAAACGGGCAGCCCUGUACACCUGGUACGUCCGGAAACAGCGAGAGGUGGCCCAGCGUAAGUAUGGCAACAACUGCUGCCCUGUCUCAGUCUCACAAAGGCUUCUGCUCUCCCUUGCUCGUCCUUACUCCGUUUUAUUUUCAAGGAAAAAAUUCCCUUGCCCCUUUGCACUUGCAGAAUUCACACACGCUGGCCAGGGUAUACUGACAGACGAGCCCAUGGGAGAUGACCUGCCCACCAAGAAGGGAAGAAGAAACCGCUUUAAGUGGGGUCCUGCCUCACAACAGAUCCUGUUCCAAGCCUACGAGAGGCAGAAAAACCCCAGCAAAGAAGAGAGGGAGGCACUGGUGGAGGAGUGCAACAGGGCAGAGUGUAUUCAGAGAGGUGUUUCCCCAUCUCAGGCCCAGGGGCUGGGCUCAAACCUGGUGACAGAGGUCAGGGUUUACAACUGGUUUGCCAAUCGCAGGAAGGAGGAGGCUUUCCGGCACAAGCUGGCCAUGGACACCUUCAGUGGACCACAGCCCACCUCUGCCCCUUCUCUAACUCCCCACAGCUCUUCCUCCCUCCAGCCACCACCUGCUCUCUCACCCAGCAAAGUUCACGGAGUGAGGUACAACCAGCAGCCAGCCAGCGAGGCAGAGUCCUCCAGCAGCAACCACCAUGGGAACAGCUCCAUGGUGACCACUCAAACCAUCCUGCAUCAGGUUUCUCCCCCUGGACUGGAGCCCAGCCAGAACCUGCUGAGCACAGACACUAAGCUGGUAUCAGCUCCUGGCGGAACUCUCCCUCCUGUCAGCACCCUGACUGCCCUGCACAGCCUAGAGCAAAGCCCACACACACUGAGCCAGCAGACCCAGAACCUGAUCAUGGCAUCCCUGCCGGGGGUGAUGGCAAUCGGGGCCGGCGAGACCCCGUCCCUGACACCCGCCUUCACCAACACCGGAGCCUCCACCCUGGUGAUCGGCCUGGCCUCAACCCAGCCCCAGAGUGUUCCUGUAAUAAACAGCAUGGGGAGCAGCCUCACUACCCUGCAGCCUGUCCAGUUCUCCCAGCAACUGCACCCAUCCUACCAGCAGCCCCUCAUGCAGCAAGUCCAGAGCCACAUCAACCAGAGCCCCUUCAUGGCGACCAUGGCUCAGAUACAGAACCCUCACGCUCUCUACGGCCCCAAAUCUGAAGUGACUCAAUACACGCACACAGGCCUCUUACCACAAACCAUGGUGAUAACAGACACAGCCAAUCUCAGCGCCCUGACCAACCUGACACCAACUAAACAGGCAUUCACACCUGACUCAGAGACUCACACUGAGUCUGGGAUGCACACACCAGUGUCACAGGCACCAACAAUCCAUCUACAGAACCAGGACACAACCAUCCAGCACCUUCAGCCAGCCCCACGCCUCACCUCGAGCCCUGCUGUGUCCUCCAGCAGCCUGGUGCUGUACCAAAGCUCCGACUCCACCAACAGCCACAGCCAGCUGCUGCCAUCCACUCACAACGUCAUUGAGACCUUCAUCUCCACACAGAUGGCAUCUUCCACCCAGUAACCACCACAAGUAGCUCCUGAGCGACUGCCACCACCAACCUGCCAAGGUGUGACUCCAGCCGUGUUUGCCACCACAGCUGCACACAAGCCCCUUCUCAGCUGCCUUCAGGAGAGAAAACGUCUCAGGCUCAAGACAGAAAACAUGGAAAGAUGAUGCUGGAACUGCUAAACUCCACUGUCCCCCCCUCUCCCAAAACAGCAAACCUACACCACAGGAGCCAGCUCAGAAUGGCCAGACAUCCUUUUGUGGCUGCCCAAGAAGGAAUCCCAACGCUGCCAGGACGUGGAUGGGACUUUCAUUCAGCUGUACUUUGAUCAAGCUGGGCCUGUACAAACCUGCCAACACCAGGCUAAAUCAUGUGGGAAAGAGCAAAGCUGAGCUGCCAAAGAAGGGACCACCUUUAAACACUCUCCUCCUUUGCUGCAAGGAAGCACCAACAGGAACUAGAAUAAAUAACAGCACCCUGGAAGUUUCUGACUUUGCAACAAGAGCAACCAAGAAACAGAUUUGAGAAUGGCUUGGCACAAACCUUUGAGUAUGGGGUCACCAACAAGCUACAAACCCUGAAUUAACUACCAAAAUACCAAACAUUCUCAGUUAAAAACGACCUCCUCUAAAAUCAUGCUAUCCUAGUGGAAAUGGCUUGGUUGUUUUUGAUAUAGCUCUGCUUUGUUUUAAAUGCAGAAAUUAAAGUUUAACAACUGCAAGGAGAUUCCA